Messenger RNA from Clarias gariepinus (North African catfish), 1546 nucleotides. RefSeq names its product fibroblast growth factor 16 (gene fgf16). Gene Ontology annotation, cellular component: cytoplasm. The transcript is spliced from 3 exons. Gene Ontology annotation, molecular function: fibroblast growth factor receptor binding; growth factor activity. The record is from RefSeq and is a predicted model, not a curated record. Gene Ontology annotation, biological process: positive regulation of endothelial cell chemotaxis to fibroblast growth factor; cell differentiation; animal organ morphogenesis. NCBI's taxonomy places the organism in Eukaryota, Metazoa, Chordata, Actinopteri, Siluriformes, Clariidae. Bases 213 to 833 code for a protein of 206 amino acids.
UUGGCGCGCGCGAAAGAAGGGAUGCCGGUCAGGCGUGGCUUGGGGUUGUUGAAUAUCCGAGCUGAUAAUGCACGGGGAGCAUGUAUAUAAAGAGGCUGAUUGGAGACGAUAAGCGGGCAUCAGCGGUUAGCGAGGGGAAGCGCGGAUGAAGCUGAGCUCGUGCGCGGCCACGUGCUGACUUUCUGAAUCGGGUCACAUUGACGGCGCGCACCAUGACGGAGGUCGGCGGAUUCCUCGGCACCAUCGACCUGGAUUUACCGACUUUCACGGCGCUCGGGAACACGCCGCUGUCCGACUCGCCGGCCGGGUUGAACGAGCGCCUCGGGCUGAUCGAGGGCAGACUGCGGCGCGGCUCGCUCACGGACUUCGAUCAUCUCAAAGGCUUCCUGCGCAGGAGGCAACUGUACUGCAGGAUCGGCUUUCAGCUGGAGAUCUUCCCCAACGGCACAGUGCACGGCACCAGGCAGGAUCACAGCAGAUUCGGUAUCCUGGAGUUCAUUAGUCUGGCUGUGGGGCUGGUCAGCAUAAGAGGGGUGGAUGCCGGACUUUAUCUGGGAAUGAAUGAAAAAGGAGAGCUCUAUGGGUCGAAAAAGCUGACGGCGGAGUGUGUCUUCCGUGAGCAGUUCGAAGAGAACUGGUACAACACUUACGCCUCGACGCUGUACAAACACACCGAUCCAGAGAGGUACUACUACGUGGCCUUGAACAAGGACGGUUCACCUCGAGAAGGCAGCAGGACUAAAAAGCAUCAGAAGUUGACCCACUUCCUGCCCAGGCCAGUGGAGAUCGAGAAGAUCGCCCAAGCGUACAGGGAUUUGUUCCAGCACAGGUGACCAAAAGUCCAGCCAGGACUGGAGGAGCGGGGAGGGGUGAACGGGGAAUCUGAAAGAAACUUAAGGUUUUUACGGAGACCCUCCUUUUCUUCCCUCACGACUGUUUAGAUUUGCCUUCUGGUCCAAAGCAAGGAGUCCCUCUCCAGCAGUGACUGAGAUAAACAGUACGUGUGUGUUCCUGGAUGGAUCUGUUUCCUCUCCUUAAUGGGUUUCAAACCACAGUGCAGAGAGGACAUUCCUCUAUCCACCACCAGUGCCAAGAGGUUUCUAAGGGAGAGGUGUUGACUUCAGGGGCCUUGUGGUGUCAUGCAACCACCUCAUCCUCAGAUAACUUAGUAGUCACUAAAAAAAAGAGAGAAAAAAUUCCUAAGGAACCACUCACGAUGGAAAGAACCACUUGCGAGCUAUGCUCCAGAUUUGGUGUUGGCCAUUUCAGUACGUCUUAAACAUUUGCCAGGGUGAAACUCGGAUGCUUGUCACUUCUAGCAACAAUAGCACCAUUGAACUCAAGCACAGGCGCUAAUCCCACUGUGAGUGUCUGUGUAAACCCAUGCUCACCUUUAUAAGGCGGUAGGCAUACCCAGUGAGCUUCGCCAAGGGACCAUGGUGCUGAUCCAUUGGUGAAAGCAAAUGAUUACGGGAACAUUUAUUUAGGUGGACGUGGACAAUUUCUUUAAAAAAAAAAAAAAAAUACAGUGGCAUCUCACUAAGAG